Messenger RNA from Phanerochaete carnosa HHB-10118-sp, 2872 nucleotides. RefSeq lists its product as uncharacterized. Bases 4 to 1497 code for a protein of 497 amino acids. Lineage: Eukaryota; Fungi; Basidiomycota; Agaricomycetes; Polyporales; Phanerochaetaceae. Gene Ontology annotation, cellular component: cytosol. Gene Ontology annotation, molecular function: guanine deaminase activity; zinc ion binding. The record is from RefSeq and is a predicted model, not a curated record. The transcript is spliced from 9 exons. Gene Ontology annotation, biological process: guanine metabolic process.
ACGAUGUACACGCUGUUCUACGGUGCUCUUAUUACCCCGAAGUCCCUCACAGAAUACACCGCCGCGCCGCAGGCACUCGUCUGUGUCUCAAAGGUGUCGGGCAAUAUCGAUUGGAUCGAGCUCGACGUGCCUUCGCACAAGUUUGAAGACACACUCGCGAGCUAUGGUCUGGUCAAUUUGCGGGAUUUUGAGUUCAUUGAACUCAAGCACGGGGAGUUCAUCAUGCCCGGGUUCAUUGACACGCACUUCCAUCCUUGCCAGGUGCCAAAUAUCGGAAGUGGACAGGAAUAUGAGCUCCUAGACUGGCUCAAACAUUACACAUACCCAUUAGAAGCUAAAUUUAAGGACAAGUCCUUUGCGAAGCGGGUAUACACGACCGUCGUACGCCGGAUAGUGGAUGCAGGUACAACAACAUGCUGCUACUUCGGUUCGGUGCACGAAGGAGCAACCAAGAUACUUGCGGACUUGGUUCACGCUGCGGGCCAGCGAGCAUUUGUCGGGAAAUGCAACGUAGAUAGAGAGGCCCCCGACUACUACGUCGAGCCCUCGCCUGCAGCCUCCGUGCAGUCGACACUCUCGGUGAUAUCCCACAUCCGCGGCUUGACGCCACACCCGAGCAGCGCUCUGGUACAGCCGGUCCUUACGCCACGCUUCGCCAUGACUUGCACUCCCGAGCUGCUCUCGAAGCUCUCGGAGCUCGUGCUCUCCGACCCGGGCCUAACAAUUCAGACACACAUCGACGAGAACCGGGACGAGAUCGCGUACACGAAGAGCCUCUUCAAGGACGUCCUCCCGCCGCCUCCCGAUGGAGAAGAGCGCUGCGAAAUUACGUACGCGGGCGUGUACGACGCGUACAAUCUACUGAGGGAGAACACAGUGCUCGCGCACGCGGUGUAUCUUGAAGAAGAGGAAAUCGAGCUGAUACACCGCCGCAAGGCGGGUGUGAGCCACUGCCCGACGAGCAACUUCAAUUUGCGAAGUGGGUACGCGAAGAUUGGUGUGCUGCUCGACCGAGGGAUCAAAGUCGGCUUGGGCACAGACGUCUCAGGCGGCUACUCUCUCUCGAUACUCACCGCGAUCCAGCACGCAAGCAUCGCCUCGAAGCUUGUCGUGCUGGACCACGAGCGCUCUUCGUCGGCCAAAGGAACGUUCGCAUCCAAGCAGCUUUCGAUUCCGACGCUGCUCUACCUCGCGACACAAGGUGGCGCAGACGUGUGCAACAUCGGCGGACGUGUGGGCUCGCUCAAGCCAGGCAAGGCCUUUGACGCGUUGCUCGUCAGCAUGAAUAGCGAUGCAGGUAACCCGGAGGUGUGGGGUGCGGACCUAGAUCGCGAGCUCGGUACUAUACCAGGCGACGAGAAGAGGGCAGGGCAGGAGGCAAAGAGGUCAGAGCUCAAGGCGCAGCUGGAACGGUUCUUCUUCUGCGGAGAUAACAGGAACAUUCGGAGAGUGUAUGUGCAAGGAAAGUUCGUUGGUGGGAAAGAGUUCAAGGUGUAAGGUCAUUGAAUUAUGGUAUAUUAUGGAUAUCGUGGCAUUGUUGUGUUAUAGUGUCAUCAGGGCUUCCCCUUGUGCUUCUUGAAUUCGCCGAACUCCCACUUGAAGCAGUCUACACAAUCCUCCUCGUACCUCGCCUUCGGCACGUCCCUCAUGCGUCCAUCCUCGCUUAUCUCCCAGCCAUCACCAAUCUCGAGCUCCUUCUCGAGCACUUUGAAUAUCACCUCACGAAUAGGAUGCUUCCGCACGUCGACACGCCAGCCAAACUUGCUGACCGUGUCAAACACGAUCGUCUUGCCGAGGUGACAGUGCGUCUCGAGCGCGUACCCUGCCGACGCGCACGCCGAGCCGAGACCUGUGCACGCGCCUUGUGGGAUCGGGUCCGCGUUGUGAUAGAUGUGUGUUACUGGUGCAUCGGGAAGCGAGGAUAGCGAGAGCGGGUCUGAUGGAGGGAGCGGGAGGUGCAGUCGUUGCGCGGCGAGGCGUUCGCCCGGAGCUUCAAAGGCGACAGCGGGCAGACCGAAAGUGGUGCCCAGCAGUGAGGCGAGUGAGCCACCGAGUGAGUGUCCUACGAGCCAGAUAGUCGAGAUGGGGUACAGGGCUGUGAGGUUGCUAAUGAGAUUCACGCCGACAUUGUAGAAGAGGCUGUCUUGGAUGAGGGCCUCGCUGAGACAAGUGUUAUCGCAGCGCCAAUUCCAUGCAUAGCAGUCGCAGACCUGGCUGAAGAUCCAGCUGAAGUCGACGCGAGCGCAGCAACAUGAGAAGAGCAGGUUGUCGUUGUACUUGUCCUUCUUCGACGUCGGUCCACUCAGCGUCGUGCCCUUGAUGCUCAGCACAACAGUUGAGUUGUCUGGAGAGGUAAAGACGUGCCCGCGGAAGCCCUCUGUGGGAUCUUCCCAGCCGAAAGGAAAGCUCGUAUUCCACACGGGAUCUAUAUCGUACCAGUUCUUUUGCCCUGGCAGCGCGUAUGCGUUUGCACUCAUACGUGCGAGCUGCGCCAGGGUGUGUUUAUCCUCGACAUCCGGUGCUAUGACAUUUACUUGUUCCCAUUCGAUUGACUCGCUCUCCUGCAGUCGCAGCGACCUCAAGCGGGCAUGCUGCAGUGCGUCUGGAUCUCGUGGACGAUACACCGUCGUCGGAAGAGCUCUAACAAAGAGAGUGGUGCCUGUAGCAGGCCGGCUGGUCACUUCUAGAGGCGUCUGCGCAUCGAUCUCAGGGUGCUUGGGAAGAGAGUAUUCUUGCGCAGGUGCAAGGACGAUUUCCCGGCGUUCGGACCCAACCGCGACAGCGAGAGCGUAGCAAGCAGAUACUAGGACCAGUAUAGCGUUUGUCAACAUAUCCUGGGGCUUGGUAGAGGCAGAAGGAGGGACAUAAGGAC